GUUACUCACAUAAACAGUUACAUUCGCUCCAACAGUCUUUACAUUCUUCACAACAACAAAUUCCCCCAAAGAGUAAAGCAUCAACUUGCAAUGCGAAAGCUUUGAAAUCACUCCUCUCUCUCUCUCUCUCUCUCAACAGAUCGAUGAAGAGAAGUCAUCAGACAUGGAUUGAAAGAAAUUCUGCUGAGAAGGAUAGCAACUAUUCAGCAACCCAUAACCAAACCAGUUUCUUCAAAACAAACCCAUCUCACCUAACCUAAUUAAACAAAACCUAAUUCUUCAUCCACCACGCCGGAAAACACCCCUGUUUUCCACCGAAACAUUCAUCGCCAUGAAGCACGCCAGCGUCGGCGCCGGAGCCCGAAAAGGCAGCAAUCUCUCUGUGUUCGUGGUGGUGUUCUCUAUAUUCCUCUUCGGAUGCUUCAUGUACAACGAAGACGUGAAAUCGAUUGCUGAAUUUCCAUUUUCGAGUCCAAAAGCUGAAGAGAUCCAGAAACAACAGUCCGUCCAAAACAACCCAGUUCAAGAAACAACCGAAAACGAAGAUUUGAGAGCAGUUUCGAUGAAUUCAAGAACUAUAGUGGAGACCCAAGUGGAGACAAGUCGUGAAGAAACAGAGGAGACGAGUGCGAUCAAUCUGAACAUGAAAUCGAGCGAAGAAGAAGAAGAAGAGAAAGAAGAUGAGAAGAUAAUCGAAUUGCCAGUGGAGGAAGAGGACGAUGAAGAGGUUGAAUUGCCGCCGGAGGAUUGUGAUCUGUUUACCGGAGAGUGGGUUUUCGAUAAUGUGAGUCAUCCGAUAUACAGAGAAGAUGAUUGUGAGUUCCUCACAGCACAAGUGACUUGCAUGAGGAAUGGAAGAAAGGAUUCUCUGUACCAGAAUUGGAAAUGGCAGCCCAGAGAUUGCUCUAUGCCCAAGUUCAAAGCAAGAUUGUUUCUUGAGAAAUUGAGGGGGAAGAGGCUAAUGUUUGUUGGGGACUCAUUGAAUAGAAACCAGUGGGAGUCCAUGGUUUGUCUGGUUCAAUCUGUUGUUCCUCCAGGCAGGAAGAGCUUGAAGAAGACCGGUUCUCUCUCUGUUUUUAGAAUUGAGGAUUAUAAUGCUACAGUGGAGUUUUACUGGGCCCCAUUUCUGGUGAGAUCAAAUUCAGAUGACCCCACCAUGCACAGCAUAUUGAACCGAAUCAUCAUGCCUGGCUAUAUCAAAAAUCAUGGCAAAAACUGGAAGAAUGUGGACUACCUUGUCUUCAACACAUACAUUUGGUGGAUGAACACUUUUAGCAUGAAAGUUUUACGAGGUUCAUUUGAUGAAGGGGCAACCGAGUAUGAUGAGAUCGAUCGGCCCAUAGCGUAUGCAAAGGUUUUGAAGACAUGGUCUAAGUGGGUAGAGAAAAAUCUGAAUCCCAAUCGGACCACAGUCUUCUUCAUGAGCAUGUCUCCACUUCAUAUCAAGAGCUUGGAUUGGGAAAACCCCAAUGGGAUCAAAUGUGCCUUGGAGACUACACCAAUCACGAACAUGUCAAUGCCACUCGAGGUGGGUACGGACCGCCGGCUCUUUGUGAUCGCCGAGAAUGUGACACGGUCGAUGAAAAGAGUUCCAGUGCAUUUCAUCAACAUAACCACCCUCUCAGAGUACCGAAAAGAUGCACAUACCUCGGUCUAUACAAUCCGUCAAGGGAAGAUGCUAACGGAUGAGCAAAAAGCCGACCCAGUAAAUUUUGCAGAUUGUAUUCAUUGGUGCCUCCCAGGCGUGCCCGAUAUGUGGAAUGAGUUCCUCUAUACACGUAUCAUUUCUCGUCGCUCUUAACACACGUCCCUCGGCCCAUUUUUUCCCAUUCAUCACAUAAUUCAAUUUUAUUUUGGAUUUUUGUGUCUCCUUCUAUAACAUACCAUUUUUUUUUUUUUUCUCUAAUCUUGGUCUCCCUUGUAAACUCUUGUAGCCCUUUCCCAUUUUUUUUUGCAUAAGUUGGUAGUUUGUAUUAGAUUUUUGGUUUCAUUAUUGAGCUCAUUUGGCUGUGGUGGAGGUUGAGUAAGGGGGUGAUGUGUAUUGGCUGAUUGGGGAGACUUUCUAUAUGAAUUAAUUGGAUACAUACACAUGAUAAAUUGUAUAAUAACAUUGCUGAAGAUAAAAAAUAUAUUGAAUUCAAAACUUUUAAGUA
Camellia sinensis is the source of this 2153-nucleotide messenger RNA. Its product is annotated as xylan O-acetyltransferase 1. The record is from RefSeq and is a predicted model, not a curated record. NCBI's taxonomy places the organism in Eukaryota, Viridiplantae, Streptophyta, Magnoliopsida, Ericales, Theaceae. Gene Ontology annotation, cellular component: Golgi apparatus. Gene Ontology annotation, molecular function: O-acetyltransferase activity.